AUGACCUUUCCAUUUCGAAAAAUGAUGAGUAGAAUGAGCAAGCGAAUUUUACGUCGAUCGUCGCUUAGAGUUAUCUGCUGUGUUACUAAAAGGGACAGUUCGACAUCGGCAAAAUUAACCUCAAGUUAUUAUCAUAAUGUCUCGUCGGUACCAUUAAUUCAUAAAACAUUAGGUCAAGUUUUUGAUGAAACAGCAAAGAAAUAUCCUGAGCAUGAAUGUUUUGUUUUUAAAGGUGAACGAAAGCGAUAUACAUACAAGUCGUUUCAAGAUGAAGUUGAUAGUAUUGCUGCUUCGCUACUCGAAUUAGGCUUAGAAAAAAGUGAUCGCAUUGCUGUUUGGCUUCCGAAUACAUCCGAGAAUGUAACAAUGUCAUUUGUUGCAUCAAAAUUAGGCCUUAUCAAAGUGAACAUAAAUCCUGCGUAUGUUGAGCGUGAACUCGAAUAUUGUUUGAAUAAAGUCGGCUGUAAAGCUCUUGUUCUUGCACCAACAGUUAAAUCCAUUCAAUCUCUAGCUAUUCUUCGUCAACUCCUGCCGGAGCUCGAUCAAAGCUCGUCAUUCAAACGUGUACCUUCAUUGGAACACAUUAUUCUGACCGGUAAAUCAUCUUCAACAGUACCAAAAAGUACACAUUCAUAUGAGCAUUUAUUAAAACAUGGUGCAAAGAUUUCGCAUUCGAAACUUCAACUAUAUCAAUCUACUAUUGAUCCACAUGCACCUCUUGCUAUAUUUUAUACAUCAGGAACGACGGGUCAACCCAAAGCAGCUACGUUAACUAAUUUCAAUAUGAUUAAUAUGUCACAAAAUAUAUCCCAUCAUGUGGGCAAGCAUUUCACCCGUUUAUGUGCACCUAUUCCGAUGUUCCACAUAUUUUCGGAAGCCGUUGGUGUAUGCAACCCCCUCGUAGCAAAAUGUCAAACAGUUUUUCCGGCUAUUCUCCCUAACCCCGUGGCAACAAUGCGCGCUAUUGACGAAGAAAAAUGUACCGCUUUGAUUGGUGCUCCUGUAAUCUUUCGUGAUAUACUAAAUCAUGUCGAUCGAAAGAAAUAUAAUUUAUCUUCGUUGGAAUAUAGUGCACUAGGUGCUUCACCGGUUCAUGUGGAUUUCCUACGUCAAUUAGAACAAGAAAUACCUAUCCAACGUGUUGGUCAAGUUUACGGAAUGACAGAAAACUGUGCUAUUCUUUCUAGCAGUAUGUGGGCAGCUGACGGUGACACACGGCGCUAUUCAUCGAUAGGUCGAGCUAUGCAACAUAUAGAAAUGAAGGUUGUCGAUCAACAGGGAAACCCGGUGCCGAUUGGUGAAUCAGGUGAAGUCUGGGCACGAGGUUUUCCCAUUAUGUCUGGGUAUUACAAUGAUACGGAUAAAACAAGAGAAACUGUAACUGAAUCAGGGUGGCUUCGAACAGGCGAUGAAGGUCGAAUGGACGAAGAUGGUUUUCUGUAUUUUAUCGGUCGUCAAAAAGAUAUUAUUAUUCGGGGUGGUGUCAAUAUUUAUCCGAUCGAAAUUGAAAAAGCUAUUAUGGAACAUCCAAGCGUUGCUGAAGCACAAGUAUUUUCCAUUCCCGAUGUCCGACACGAUGAGGAAAUAUGCGCAUGGAUUAAACUGAAAUCUGACGCUGCCCGAUGUCAACCUGAAGAUAUGGUCAAAUUUCUUUCGACUAAACUUGCAUUUUUCAAAAUCCCAAAACACAUUCGUUUCGUGGACAAAUUCAUUGUGACAGCAACAGGUAAAGCGCAGAAGUUCAAGAUGACACAAUCGAUGAUCGAUGAACUGAAUCAAAAAUAA
Adineta ricciae is the source of this 1785-nucleotide messenger RNA. The record is from the annotation of a GenBank genome assembly. NCBI's taxonomy places the organism in Eukaryota, Metazoa, Rotifera, Eurotatoria, Adinetida, Adinetidae.